Equus quagga is the source of this 4682-nucleotide messenger RNA. It is a transcript of the gene KBTBD8, whose product is annotated as kelch repeat and BTB domain containing 8. NCBI's taxonomy places the organism in Eukaryota, Metazoa, Chordata, Mammalia, Perissodactyla, Equidae. The coding region runs from base 61 to 1866 and encodes 601 amino acids. The record is from RefSeq and is a predicted model, not a curated record. Gene Ontology annotation, molecular function: protein binding. The transcript has 4 exons. Gene Ontology annotation, biological process: neural crest cell development.
GAGAGAGAAGCGAAAUGACAUUUCCUCUUUAAAUAGCUGGAGCCGGGGCCCCGUCGAGAAAUGGCCGCGUCGGCAGAUUUAAGUAAGUCUUCCCCAACACCGAAUGGGAUUCCAUCUUCAGACACAGCCAACGAUGCCAUGGACCCCUUCCAUGCUUGCAGUAUUCUUAAGCAACUCAAAAUAAUGUACGAUGAAGGACAGUUGACAGACAUUGUAGUGGAAGUGGAUCACGGGAAAACAUUUUCCUGUCAUAGAAACGUUCUUGCUGCAAUCAGCCCUUACUUCAGAUCCAUGUUCACUAGCGGCCUUACAGAAAGUACUCAAAAAGAAGUUCGAAUAGUCGGUGUUGAAGCUGAAUCUAUGGAUUUAGUGUUGAACUAUGCCUACACCUCCAAAGUUGUUCUGACAGAGGCCAAUGUUCAAGCCCUGUUCACUGCAGCUAGCAUCUUCCAGAUUCCUUCCAUUCAAGACCAAUGUGCUAAGUAUAUGAUCAGUCAUUUGGACCCACAAAAUUCAAUUGGGGUCUUCAUCUUUGCUGAUCAUUAUGGUCAUCAGGAACUCGGAGAUCGAUCAAAAGAAUACAUUCGUAAAAAGUUUCUAUGUGUCACCAAAGAACAAGAGUUUCUCCAGUUGACAAAAGACCAACUGAUAAGUAUACUUGACAGUGAUGAUUUGAACGUAGACCGAGAAGAGCAUGUUUACGAAAGCAUUGUAAGAUGGUUUGAACACGAACAGAAUGAAAGAGAAGUGCACCUUCCAGAAAUUUUUGCCAAAUGCAUACGUUUUCCUCUGAUGGAAGAUACUUUUGUAGAGAAAAUUCCACCUCAGUUUGCACAGGCUAUAGCCAAAAGCUAUGUAGAAAAGGGACCAUCCAAUACCAAUGGCUGUACACAGCGACUUGGAAUGACUGCGUCUGAAAUGAUCAUAUGUUUUGACGCUGCCCACAAACACUCAGGAAAGAAGCAAACAGUGCCUUGUCUAGAUAUAGUCACAGGAAGAGUGUUUAAACUAUGCAAACCACCAAAUGAUCUAAGAGAAGUUGGGAUUCUUGUAUCACCGGAUAAUGACAUCUACAUUGCAGGAGGGUAUAGGCCGAGCAGCAGUGAGGUGUCCAUCGACCAUAAGGCAGAAAAUGAUUUCUGGAUGUAUGACCAUUCCACCAACAGGUGGCUGUCCAAACCAUCCUUGCUGAGAGCCAGAAUAGGCUGCAAACUGGUGUAUUGCUGUGGUAAGAUGUAUGCAAUUGGAGGUCGUGUUUACGAAGGUGAUGGGAGAAACUCACUAAAAUCUGUGGAGUGCUAUGACAGCAGAGAAAAUCGUUGGACGACUGUUUGCGCAAUGCCUGUUGCAAUGGAGUUUCAUAAUGCUGUGGAGUACAAAGAGAAGAUCUAUGUUUUACAGGGAGAAUUUUUCCUCUUCUAUGAGCCUCAAAAAGACUACUGGGGUUUUUUAACCCCCAUGACUGUGCCUAGAAUCCAGGGCUUAGCGGCUGUAUACAAGAACUCUAUCUACUACAUAGCUGGAACCUGUGGAAAUCAUCAACGCAUGUUUACUGUAGAAGCCUAUGAUAUUGAGCUCAAUAAAUGGACUCGUAAGAAGGACUUCCCAUGUGAUGAGUCCAUAAAUCCGUACCUUAAACUGGUACUUUUCCAGAAUAAGCUCCAUUUAUUUGUUCGAGCUACUCAAGUGACUGUUGAAGAACACGUCUUCAGAACCAGCAGGAAAAAUUCCCUUUACCAAUAUGAUGACAUCACUGACCAAUGGAUGAAAGUGUAUGAGACCCCGGAUCGGCUCUGGGACCUUGGCCGGCAUUUUGAAUGUGCUGUUGCUAAACUCUAUCCUCAGUGUCUUCAGAAAGUCCUUUAAUGAGUAGCAGGCCUUAGAGAGCUUACUGGCAUCUCCCACUUGAGGAAACUUAGUCUUACAAUGAUAUAAGAAGUGCUGUCAGUAUUUAAGAAAGCUGAGAGAGUUUACACUCUACGUGGAAAUGGGCACUCUUAAAGAUUACAACAAAGGGAGGGAUUUCUUUUCAUCCUUGUGGUGUUUUCAUUUCAUUGAGCAAAAGGUAACAAAGUGCAAUUAUCAGCAUUUUUUUUUUCUGGUAUAAAAGUAAUCAUAUCAUUCUAGAAGUUUGUGAUAAGUAGUCUCUAAGAUACCAGAUGAAUUGACAACUAUGCACUCUUAUAAGAGCAGUUAGGGUAUUAUUGGUUAGGGACAUCCCAACUAGUUUGAUGUGACUUGUUAUUUUAAAUACGGGUAAAAAUCUGAGGCAAUAUCACUAGGACUUUAGCUGUGACCUCUCCGACACAGAGAAGUACGAACUUAGAUCCUCAUUCUUAAUAUAUAUAUUUGUGUACCAUUUUCAAGUGUACUGAGCUUUAAAUGUGUUCUGUUAUUAGAGUAGAUAGAAGGAAAAACCAGUCUCAGAAAAAGCUUUUGGUCUGAUUGUUUCAUAUUUCCCAUGGAACUUUAAGUUAAGCUAAAGUUUUAAAGUAGCAGUUUUCUGUUAAGUUUUUCACGUGCUAACACUGUCUCAUUUUUAACAAUCUCGAAAAGGCCUCAAAUUCACAGGUGGCUGGUGCUAGUAUAAGUUAAUUCAUGUGUUUAGCUAGAUAGAUUUAAAUUGUCUGAGCCUAUGCUUACCUUUUAAAUUGGUAUGUUAGUUUUGUGGCCAUAGAAUUUUACCUGUUGAACUCUUGUGAUUUCACAAGAUCUCUACUUAUGGAAUAGCAAGAUAUGGCCACUUAUUGGUCUAACUGGAUCACUCGCAGAGUAGUGAGAACAUUAUACUCAGUUUGCACUAACACAGGCCAUUUUGUUGCCUGACCUCCUUUUCCAUCCUCUACCUGUCAAGUCAUUAUCGGUACAGUGAAAGGUAAUUUAUUUCUCUUCUGCACAGAGCAUAAUGUGAAGUUGUACACCUUCUUUUAAAAUUCUAUUUUCCGGAAACAUAAAACUCCUGCAGUGGUCUAAUUUAAUGGUUUUUAAGUUACAUAUGACAAUUAAAACCUCAUUUUCUGUUUUCAUUUUUUGCACUUAACAGUGAUGUAUAUUUUUACAUUAAAAAGCUUGUUCUAGCUGAAGGUGAUUGAGAAGGAAAAGAGUGAGUGAAAAGAACCAUAGCAUUAUAAAUCACUUUUCAUAUUUAACUGGUGAGUUUCUAACAAUCAGUUAGGAAUAUUAACGUGAAGACAAACCAAGUCAUUUGUAACACGUAAGGCAGAUAUUUGGAUGAGUAACUUAUUUUUUACUAUGCCUAGAAUAAUUGCUAAAGGAAUAAGUAUAGCACAGAAUCUGUCCCGGGCUAGAACAUUUUGAUUCUCUUAAAGAAGGCGAACUGGCAUAGUUUGUGUUAAAACUCUUGCACCAAUUGUAAUGUGAUACUGUGACACCAAUUUAAAACAUUGCCUCUUCACAUCACAUACCUCGUUUUUCAGAAACUUUCCAAACUGCUUGUCCUAGACCUCUACAAGUAGGGAAUGUUUUCUGAAGCAGAAUUUAAAGUGGACAGCAUUUACAGAAUGAACAUUUUAAAAUCUAGUUUUGGGAAGCUAGAUGUGUGGUUUCUUCUUAUUGACCUUGAUAGUGUGUCUAUCAUCUCUUUAUAACUCUGUUAACAAAUAGCCUAUUUUUUCUCCCCAGUUUUUCUCUAUCUUCUGUUUUCUUUCUCUCGAGUUUUUUUGAAGCAUCUUUACAGUGUUGCAUUGCAGAGGGGAGGAAAAAACAAAAAUAACUAACUUUUGCAAGAGAUGUUCAUGUAAUUUAUUUUUGAAAGCUUUGUUGAAUAUCUAAGAUUUCCUGCCACUUCCUGACAAUCUUCUGUAUUUAUUUAGAAAAAUGUGUUACUUGAAAACAUGACUAGGACAUUGUGUUAGUAAUUUCAUGUGCCGGAUGAUAUAUAGGAGUACAAUGUACUGUGGGUAAUGCUACAGUAGAUUUAUUCUGUUGAUCUGCACAACAGUUGAUCCUUUUGCUAUAACAAUUUAUAUUGAGGGUGUGAUCUAAGUAUAGCGUGUCAAAGCCAAGGUUUAGAAUUUGCUAUGAGAGUAGAAUAUAUAUUGAAUUUUGUAUGAAGAACUAUUUGUUUAUAUAACUGGGAUAUUUUGCCACUUUUAAAAUGAUUUCAGAAGAAGUCCUAGAAGACUAAGAUUAGUAAUCUGUAUGGGUAUGUGUUUAGAUAUUUAAGGUACAUUUGCAUAGUAUGAUGCGAAUAUAAGUAAAAGGCACAAUGGGUACUAAAGAAUUAAAAUAUAGGUCUACCAUAUGCCAGUCCCACUUCACCUUUAUUUUUGCAUUUGAAGAAUGUAUGUAGCACUUUCCUAUAUGUUUUUUACACAUUGAAACUGGACUUGAUAUAACUAUGCUAUAGGAAAGUAGAAAUUGUAUUCUUGAUUUCCCAUCUUUAUUUUUUUGUUAUCCUACAAAGUUGAUGCUUAAGCAUUAAGCUGAUUUCAUUGGUGCAUGAGAAAAAGUGGAUGUGAUCUGCCAGGAAUCAGAUUCCCUAUGUGAAGCAGUUUAAAAUGGCAUUCAAUGUUCAGUGCUCAGGUAUGUAGUAAGUACUGUAGUCCUUUGGGGGCAAAUGUGUAGAUAUUUUUAAACAUUUUGCCAUAAUUGCACAAUUUUUUGCAUUUUUACCUGAUGGCAUUGUUUCUUAUAAUAAUAAAACCUUUUCUGAUUGAAAA